AUGGCUCGCCAGGCGCACUUCGACUCUAGGAUCAUGCGCAAGCUCCUAGGCAAGGCAGCCCCGGACGCCACCAGCGGCGACCUUGCCAACAGCCAAGCGAACAUCCCGACUAUAUUUCGUCCCUCAAAGUCGCAAAAUGCCGUAUACCCCGUGGGCAGCCCGAUUUCGUGCCUUGAUGUGACGCCCGAUCACCGAGCCGUGGUGCUGGGCGGCCCUCACGUCCUUAAAACGAUAGUGACGGAUACAUCUGGCGAUUCCAACUUCGGCUUCAAGUUCACAGAUGGCGUUGAUUUGAGAGCGGCUAUCACGGCGCAGAAGUCAUCGGGCUCGGGCAACAACUUCAUUGCAGAUCAGCUCAACAUUCGUGAUGUCAAGUGGCAGGGCGCGUCGACGAUAUUUACGGCGUGUGCUGCUGGCAGAAUCUUCGCCUACGACGUUGCCAGGCUUGGUUCUGGUGGUGUAUCCGAUGCCCCAGACUACAUACAAAUCCAGGAAGAUACCCGACAGGUGCACAGUUUGGAUGUAAAUCCCCAUCUUAAGAGCUGGCUGCUAUCCGGAAGUCAUGAUGGAAUGGUCCGUGUGUUUGAUGUAUCUGCUCCUUUGCAGACGCGAGCCGGCUUCUUAACUUUUCGCCAACGGUACUCAGGCAUGAGGAAUAAUGAGCCCGUUAGGCAGGUGAAAUGGUCGCCCAAGGUUGGUCAUGAGCUCGCCUGCUGCACUGAAUCUGGAGUCAUCUUGAAAUGGGACGUUCGGAAUUCUUCCCGGCCUUUGCUAAGGAUCAACGCUCACGAAAAAUCUUGCUCUGCCAUUGCGUGGCAUUCUGAUGGCAUACAUUUAAUGAGUGCUGGCUGGGAUGCGAAGCUACAUGUGUGGGAUUUUGGGGCGACCGCAGACAAGCGGCAGAAACCCAAGUGGAGCGUUACUACACCGGCACCUGUGACUACAAUUGCCUGGCGGCCCGGCCUUUGGUCUGCGACUGCUCAGAAUCGACGUCUUGCUCAGAUCGCCGUGACGUAUGACGAGACGAGUAAUCGACGGUAUGGCAGCUCAGUCGUUCAUAUCUGGGAUCUGGCGAGGCCCGCGAUGCCGUACAAGGAGAUUGAGCGAUUCGACAGUUCGCCGUUGGCACUUACAUGGCUAGACCAAGACAUGCUCUGGACUGUUGGACGGGACGGCAUGUUUAACCAGUGCGAUGUUGCAUAUGCUCCCAAAGUUAUUGAUCGCCAAUCUACCUCUGCUAUGGCAUUUUCAUCUCGAGGAGACGUAGUCAUGUUUCUUGAUGAACGACCACAACCUCCACGGCCGCAUCCGUCUGUCUCUCAUGAUUCAGACGUGAUACCCCGAACUCCGUUUAGCACGAGCCCCAAUACCCCGAUGCUUAGCGUCAGUCGAAGCGACUCAGAAGAAGACGUUCUAGGCAGCUUUUUGGGGCCUCGCAGGCGAACAAUUCGCAAAAGGCGCCUCAGCACAAGGUCUGGUCUACCAAUGAGCACUACUCCACCCUCUCUGCCCAACUUACCGGACGAUGGGAAGCAAAUUCUUGGCCUAGAGCAGUCCAUCAACGUUACUGGUAUCUUCAAGACCCAGCAGGGGAUGGCAUCUGGACACGUUCCAGCUGCAAAGUCCGUGAGCGUGUACCACUAUCUUUCUAGCAACUACCUUGAAAUACUCCAGAAAGAAUUACCUCUGGAAGGUGGCGAAAAGUCACUAAUUAAACGAGUGGCCGACAUCAUGGAACAAUAUGCUAUGGCUGCUGAGAAUGUCCGACAAUACCGAUUAUCACAAACAUGGCGUAUUCUCGCUUAUGCCAUGUCACUCCUGCUAGAGAAACGAGCGGAAUACCACUUGCGCCUUAGAACGGAGAAGUUCCGUAAGAGGAGCAUUGACGAAGGAAAAGUCAAUAUUAAGAGGACAACAAGUCAUAUUCGCGUAAGCCAUCUUGCUAAUGGCGAUGAUUCGUCACGCAGGCCAUCCGGUCAAGCUGGAAGCGUCGAUGGGCGCCUGCCCAUGGCGAGAUCACUACUCGCAGAGGAAAUAGAGAGCACUUCUAACGUGCCGACCCCCCUUGUGAGGCCGGUGGGCGAAGGCACAACUAUUGAGUGGGACGAACGACACUUUCCCCAUGGCAAGAAACUGACGCCCAUCAUCGAGCCUGAAAGCCUUAACUUGGGGCCUUCUGCUCAUGGAUCAUAUCGUCCAAGCCCUCGACAGCGUCAUGAUUCUGCGCCGAUUUCAGAGAUGAGCCAUGAUAGCGAGGCAUCUAAAACUUCAAUCACAGAAGGAUAUGAUUUUUAUGACACGGAAGCUCUGGCGCGAGCCAUUGACGUGCCAAUGACCAAGAAUCCAGAAAAGACAAGCUGGGAGCAUAGUGAAGCUGAAAAGCUUCGGCGAGUCAAGGCUAUUCGACAUGAUUCAAACGAUAGUUUUGCUCAAGUGUUUUCUGCCUCUGAUAGCAGCGACCACACUUCACCGAGGGGAGAUUCAUUCAACGUCUCGAGCUCUUUGAGGCCCGAGUCGUUGAAAAUCUCGGCAGUUGGCAACGAAAUUGGUGUCAAAUUUGCAAGUCAGGCUCAUGAAGAUGGCGAACAAAAGCCUCCGAGACAAACUCCGAAAUCAUCCAAAGACUCCACAGCAAUGCCUCGGGCGGAUUCGCCAGAAGAAAUGUUCAUGAUCUCACAGACAACUGCCACAACCGAUGAUACUUAUCCCUCUCAAACAUCAUUUGCCUCUCAAACAGAAGACUCAGAAGUUCAUGAGGGCUUUGCUGGUCACCGUCCGACCCCAUCAAAUGAGAUUACGAUGGCGCGGCCUAUCAGUCCUGUUCCAGUGGCUACCGCUCCCGAAUAUGACCCAAGUCCUCAUAUAGUCAUAACUGAUUACUUCCCUUGGCCAGAAGACGGCGCCUACCCCUUCCCUACUGAUUCACCAGACUCGAAAACAUUCAAAACGCCUAGUAUGCCUGCUUGUCCGCUUGACCCCUAUUCUCUCUUAAAACGCGCCUUGGAAUUUGAGUCACGGACUUCUGCCCUCAACGCUUCUGCAAUGGUACUUUUACUUAAACCGCUGAUGCCUGAAUAUGUCGUCGACAUCUAUCAAGCAACCGCCAUCUUACGACAGCACCACUCGCGCCUCAUGGGAAUGAGCCUUUUCGUCGAGGCUGCACUCUUGCGGAAUCUAGCGAUCAAAGGCUGGCCUGCUGGUCUGCCCGACUGGGGCGAAAACUAUACCCCCUUGUUCCACCCAGCCCAACAGGGCGUCAAGGCAGGUUUCAUGUGUUCAAACUGCCGCAAGCCCCGCGAAAUCAACCGCAGCAAUGGCGAUUCUGCAUUCUGGACGUGCGAGAAGUGCCGUCAGGUAGUCACCCCCUGCGCAGUCUGUGGUCACCGUGAUGCCGAAAUCGCCAGCUCGCUGCCUACCGAAGUCACCGAUAUCCCCAGCAAGGAGUCGUGGAUGACGGCGUGGUGGUACUGUCCCAGCUGCUGCCACGGCGGCCACGCUUCGUGCAUGCAAACUUGGCACGCCGCCCUCAACCCUUCCGAGGUAGCGUCCUCCUCGUCCUCGUCUUCUUCGCCAAACGUCUACAGCGAUGGAUGCUGCCCCGUCGACGGCUGCGGACAUGCCUGUCUUCCCGGCAAAUACAGGGGAGAGACAGCAACAGCCCGGUCAGAGGAGCUUAUUACUCGCAUGCGCGAUGAGUUUGGGAAGACUAGCACUAGCAGGAGAUCCAGUCCCGGGCGCUCAGGCCCCAGCAGUAUGACCAUGGAUCGCAGCAUCAGGAGCGAUGCUAAUGACGUGCCGCAGAGCAAGGCCGUCGGCAUGGCGAGGGAAGCUUUGAACAAGGGCAGCGGCGGAGGGAUUUUGAGUUCUAGCCCUGGACGGACCAUGACUGGCGAGAGAGAGAGGAGGAAGAGUGUCAAGUUUGCAAGGACGGAUCGCUAA
Trichoderma gamsii is the source of this 3939-nucleotide messenger RNA. RefSeq lists its product as hypothetical. The coding region runs from base 1 to 3939 and encodes 1312 amino acids. The record is from RefSeq and is a predicted model, not a curated record. The transcript has a single exon. Gene Ontology annotation, molecular function: protein binding. Gene Ontology annotation, biological process: positive regulation of TOR signaling. NCBI's taxonomy places the organism in Eukaryota, Fungi, Ascomycota, Sordariomycetes, Hypocreales, Hypocreaceae.